AUGUCAGACAUGGCAGAGAAUUCGGUUCCGGAGGCUGCACUGGCAAGGGAUACUGCACCUGAUGACUCGCGAUCGUCCUCUAUCAAGAAUGAAAGCCCAACGGAAGAAUUCAAGCUGGGGAUGAGAGGCAUUCUGGUGUUCGUAACACUGGCAGUCCUCACCCUCAUGGCAGCACUUGAUGGAACGUCGAUUUCGGUGGCAUUGCCGGCUAUCUCAAAGGAUCUCGAUGGGUCAGCGAUUGAGGCGUUCUGGAGCGGAACGGCCUUUCUUCUCUGCUCGACUGUCUUCCAACCUAGCUUUGCCUCGCUGUCCAACAUCUUUGGACGACGCCCUCUGGUCAUCACCGCCAUAACCUUCUUCUUCGUCGGCGCCGUGGUUGCCGCAGUGGCCAAGAACUUCACCUACAUGCUCGUCGGUCGUUCGAUCCAAGGCGUUGGAGGCGGUGGUAUUAUUGCUCUAACGGAGGUAAUCAUCACAGACAUUGUGCCCCUGAGACUCCGAGGCCAGUACUUUGGCGUUUUUAGCGCAAUGUGGAGCGUUGGGAGCGUACUUGGCCCUGUCAUUGGGGGCGUGUUUACACAGGACGUCACAUGGAGAUGGAUCUUCUAUAUCAACUUUCCCUUCAUCGGGGUUGGAAUCGUUCUCGUCAUUCUCUUCCUGAAAUUGAAUAUCAUCCCGACAUCCUGGACCCAGAAGCUGCGCCAGAUCGACUACAUUGGAACCAUAAUCUUUGUCGGCAGUCUUUCAUCGUUCCUCAUCCCCUUAACUUGGGGUGGUGUCCUCUACUCCUGGUCCUCGUGGCGUACGCUCGUACCACUUCUCAUCGGCGUUGUGGGCCUGGGCGUCUUCGUCUUCUGGGAGAGUCGGAUGGCGACGGACCCCAUUAUCCCUCCUACCAUCUUUCAGAACCGUACGGCCACCACUUCGUUCAUUGGAAGUGUCCUGCAAGGCCUUGUCCUCUGGUGUGCCUUGUACUACCUUCCGCUCUAUUAUCUGGCUGUCAAAGAGUAUUCCCCCAUCAUUUCAGGUGUUGCAUUGUUCCCAGAAUCCUUCACGGUUGCCCCGUCAGCCAUGGUCGUUGGCUUCUCGAUCACGAAGCUGGGUACCUAUCGCUGGGCUAUCUGGUCCGGUUGGGCUCUCUCCACCUUAGGGAUGGGCAUCAUGUGUCUGAUCAAGGUCGACACCUCGAUCCCCGCAUGGGUUUUCCUCAACCUUAUUGCAGGCCUGGGGUUAGGAUUCCUCUUCCCGUCCCUUGCGUUUGCGGUGCAAGCCUCGUCAACGAAUGAAAACCUGGCCAUCGCCGUCGCCAUGUUCAGUUUCUUCCGAGCUCUGGGGCAGGCUAUCGGUGUUGCGAUUGGAGGCGUCGUCUUUCAGAAUCAGAUGCGACAGAACCUCUUGAAAUAUCCGCGCCUGGCACCAAUGGCAGAUGCCUAUAGCCAGGAUGCGGCGGGACUGGUCCAGGUCAUUCGAGGAAUGCCUGCGGGUGUUGACAAACUGAAUCUGAAGGAAGCAUACACUGAUAGCUUGCGCAUUGUGUGGGCAGUGUGCUGCGGAGUGUGUGGUAUCGCACUGUUAUUGAGUUUCCUGACCGAGCAUUAUGACCUUGAUAGAGCUUUGGAGUCCAAGCAGGGGUUGAGGACCGAAAAGGUGACCGACGAGGAGAAGGAGACGCGGUAA
Molecule: messenger RNA, 1677 nt
Organism: Aspergillus terreus NIH2624
Lineage: Eukaryota; Fungi; Ascomycota; Eurotiomycetes; Eurotiales; Aspergillaceae
Exons: 4
Coding region: 1-1677 (558 amino acids)
Biological process (GO): transmembrane transport
Molecular function (GO): transmembrane transporter activity
Source: RefSeq, a predicted model, not a curated record